Messenger RNA from Cadophora gregata, 516 nucleotides. RefSeq lists its product as uncharacterized. Lineage: Eukaryota; Fungi; Ascomycota; Leotiomycetes; Helotiales; Ploettnerulaceae. Bases 1 to 516 code for a protein of 171 amino acids. The record is from RefSeq and is a predicted model, not a curated record. The transcript has 2 exons.
AUGAUUUCUUUUGCAGUCCUGUCGGGUGCUCUUUCAAUCACAAAUGGAACUCUUUCUUUAGGUCGAUUUGCCUUGAAGUUUAAAGACGUCGAUUCCGACACGAGGACAUGUGUUCUCCUUCUCAAACGUGUCAACAAAGACAUCGCUGCCGCCGAAGAACUCUGCAAGCUUCUUGAUUCCAAGAAGAUCUGGCGAAGCACACAAUUCAAGCGAGUAGUAGAUAUUAUCAGCGAUACGAGACAAGCCUCAUUAGAGCUUCCAAAGCUCAUACAAGUUUCCAAAAUGAAGCCGCUGACGGUCAAAAAUCGCAUCCGCUGGGUUAUGAUGGAUAAAGAAUCAUUUUUGAACCGAGAAAGGAGGCUAAACUAUUGUCAUCAAUCUUUACUUCAAAUCAUCGGUACAAUGGAGCACGCGCUGUUCACCUGGAAUCCACCAUCGUCCACAGACAUUACCUCAGCAAAGAACCACAGUCGAUGGCAAGAACCAAGUCAGAAAAUCUUUCAUCAGGGUGAGUAG